AUGGCCAACUCGGGCGAUACAAGCGGCGAUGCGUACUACAAUGGCGCGCAGAAUAUGGGCUCCGCGAUAAGAUCAGAUCGACAGCUUCUGCGGGAGCAGCUAACUCCGGAUGCGCGCGGCUUGAUAGUGGCAAUGGUGGGCCUGCCAGCAAGAGGAAAGUCCUUCAUCUCGCGCAAGUUGGAACGCUUCCUCAAGUGGAGUGGCAGCACGACCAAGACUUUCAACGUGGGAAAGUACAGAAGAGAUGCAGUGAUGCCGGAGAGGUCAGGGAGGAGUGAGUUCUUUGACAACCACAAUCCAGACUCAGUGGCCGCAAGGGAAAAGAUGGCCAUGACUGCUUUGGCCGACGCCAUCAAGUUCUUGGAUGAGGGGGGGAAGUUCGCGAUCUUCGAUGCAACCAACAGUACUGUCGCUAGAAGGCAGUCCAUCGCUGAGCAGGUCAGGGCCCAUGGGCACUACAGCCUGAUCUGGGUGGAGGCUGUUUGCGACGAUGAGGAGGUCGUGAGGUUCAACAUGUUGACGAAGGUGAAGUACAGCCCGGACUUCAAAGAGAUGUCCGCAGACCAAGCAAUGUCCGAUCUCACUGCAAGAAUUCAAAAGUAUUCAGAAAUCUACGAGACAAUACAGGACUCGGAAGGCGCCUUUAUCAAGCUGUUCAACCUGUCGAGCAAGGUCAUGGCGAAUCAUUGCUAUGGCCGCGUGGCAAAGAGCAUAUUGCCAUAUUUGAUGGCAAUCCACAUUGGUUCUCGACCGAUUUGGCUCGCGCGGGCGGGACCGGGCUCCACCAAAGGCCAAAAUGGUGUCGAUCGGAACUCUACCCUUUCAGAUGAAGGUCAACGCUAUGCAAAGCACCUUGCUGCUUUUGUGCAGCAUCGCUCUCGCCGCUACUGGGACUCCUCUGGAAAUCCACAGGAGCAAACGAAGGUGUUCACCAGUACAAUGCCUCGAGCUGUCGAAUCUGCUUUUCCCACCAGCGCCCUGCCCGAUAAGAGAUCUGCCCUGAACCCGAUCGACAAGGGUGUUGUGGGCGCUGGCUGGUGGGACGUGGAGUGUCCAGACGACGUGCCUCCCUGGAGCGAGGUAGAGAAGCGCCAUCCAGACUUUAUGGAUCAGUGGCACAAGAACCCCUUGGUUUGUCAAUUCCCAGGUGGCGAAAGCUACCUGGACGUCAUCAUGCGCUUGGAGAGCGUGCUCAUCGACGUUGAAAUGUGCACAUCGCCAGUUCUGAUAGUGAGCCACAUCACGGUUCUUCAGCUGCUACUAGCGUACUUCAAAGGGGUACCUGUCGAAGAGGCGUGGAAGAUGUCUUUGCCAAAGUUCGGGGUGGUGGAGGUUCACCCUACUUCCGGCGGCAGUUUCUUGUGUGAGGAGCACCUCUUGUCCUCGCAGCCAACAGGUGAUGGCACAUCCACUUCUCUGGAAAAGAGAUGUAGAGAUGACGCCAGUGAAAGUCCCAGCAUCAUGGCUGCGGAUGUCGCAGCAGAAGUGAAGCGACCUAAGGUCUCUGCUUAG
Messenger RNA from Symbiodinium sp. CCMP2456, 1512 nucleotides. The record is from the annotation of a GenBank genome assembly. Lineage: Eukaryota; Dinophyceae; Suessiales; Symbiodiniaceae.